This is a messenger RNA of Cryphonectria parasitica EP155, 795 nucleotides long. RefSeq names its product DNA glycosylase. The record is from RefSeq and is a predicted model, not a curated record. Gene Ontology annotation, molecular function: catalytic activity. The transcript has a single exon. The annotation marks the transcript as partial. Gene Ontology annotation, biological process: base-excision repair. Lineage: Eukaryota; Fungi; Ascomycota; Sordariomycetes; Diaporthales; Cryphonectriaceae.
AAGGAAACCUCGAGCGCCACCGACCUGAAGGACAGGAAGCUCAAGGCCUACGCCGCCUACGCCAACGCCUCGCCCUUCCCAGACUUUGCCCACCCCACACCCGAAGAGUGCAAGCUCGCGCACAGGAUCCUGGCCUCGCUCCACGGCGAGCGCAAGCGCCCCGAGCAGGUAGUGGCACCCUCGGAGCGCGCCGGCUGUGGCGACUCGCCGUCUGUGCUGGAUGCUCUGGUGCGUACGAUCCUGUCGCAGAACACGAGCGACAAGAACAGCACCCGCGCCAAGCAGAGUAUGGACAAGGCCUACGGGCGCAGCGACAAGUGGGAGGCCAUUGUCGAGGGCGGGCGCGACAGGCUGCAGGAGGCGAUUCGGUGUGGUGGGCUGAGCGCUGUCAAGAGUAAAGUCAUCAUUAGCAUCCUGGAGCAGGUCCACGCGCGCUACGGGUGCUACAGCCUGGACCACCUGCACGAUGCGACGAGCGAGGAGGCCAUGACGGAGAUGCUGAGUUUCCAGGGCGUGGGACCCAAGACGGCGAGCUGUGUAUUACUGUUCUGUCUGCGUAGGGAGAGCUUUGCGGUCGACACACAUGUGCACCGCAUCACGGGUCUGCUGGGGUGGAGACCUGCCAAGGCGAGUCGCGAUGAGACACAUCAACACCUAGACGCGAGGAUUCCGGACGAGGAUAAGUUUGGGCUGCAUAUCCUGUUGGUGAACCAUGGGAAAAAGUGUGAAGAAUGUAAGGCAGGUGGGAAGAGUGUAGGCAAUUGUGAGCUGAGAAAAGCUUUCAGGAAGAGCAAG